Molecule: messenger RNA, 3783 nt
Organism: Closterium sp. Yama58-4
Lineage: Eukaryota; Viridiplantae; Streptophyta; Zygnematophyceae; Desmidiales; Closteriaceae
Source: the annotation of a GenBank genome assembly
AUGACGCAGGGGGAGAGCUCCGAUGCUGCCGGCAAGGGUGGGAAGCGUGACUUCUCGACGGCGAUUCUGGAUCGGAAGAAGGCGUUGAACCGGCUGAUAGUGGACGAGGCGGUGAACGAUGACAACUCCGUGGUGGCGCUCAACAUGAAGACCAUGGAGGAGCUGCAGCUCUUCCGCGGCGAUACCGUGCUGCUCAAGGGCAAGAAGCGCAAGGACACGGUGUGCAUCGUGCUGGCGGACGACACGGUGGAGGAGACGCGCAUCCGCAUGAACAAGGUGGUGCGCGCCAACCUGCGCGUGCGCCUGGGCGACGUGGUGUCCGUGCACCAGUGCGCGGACGUCAAGUACGGCAAGCGCAUCCACGUGCUGCCCAUCGACGACUCCGUUGAGGGCGUCACCGGCAACCUCUUCGACGCCUAUCUCAAACCGUACUUCCUCGAGGCGUACCGUCCGGUUCGCAAGGGCGAUCUGUUUCUGGUGCGCGGCGGCAUGCGCAGCGUGGAGUUCAAGGUGGUGGAGACCGAUCCAGCGGAGUACUGCAUCGUGGCGCCCGACACGGAGAUCUUCUGCGAGGGCGAGCCAAUCAAGCGCGAGGACGAGGAGCGCCUCGACGAAGUGGGGUACGACGACGUGGGCGGCGUGCGCAAGCAGAUGGCGCAGAUCCGCGAGCUCGUCGAGCUGCCGCUGCGCCACCCGCAGUUGUUCAAGUCCAUCGGAGUCAAGCCGCCCAAGGGUAUCCUGCUCUACGGCCCGCCUGGGUCCGGUAAGACGCUGAUAGCGCGUGCUGUGGCGAACGAGACGGGCGCGUUUUUCUUCCUGAUUAACGGGCCGGAGAUCAUGUCGAAGCUGGCGGGGGAGAGCGAGAGCAACCUGAGGAAGGCGUUCGAGGAGGCGGAGAAAAACUCCCCCGCCAUCAUUUUCAUCGACGAGAUUGACUCGAUUGCGCCCAAGAGAGAGAAGACUCAGGGAGAGGUGGAGCGGCGCAUAGUGUCGCAGCUGCUGACGCUCAUGGACGGACUUAAGUCGCGCGCGCACGUGAUUGUGAUGGGCGCCACGAACCGGCCCAACAGCAUCGACCCCGCGCUGAGGCGGUUCGGGCGGUUCGACCGCGAGAUUGACAUUGGCGUGCCGGACGAGGUGGGGCGGCUGGAGGUGCUGCGCAUCCACACCAAGAACAUGAAACUCGCUGAAGACGUGGAUCUGGAGAAGAUAGCAGCGAACACUCACGGGUUUGUGGGCGCGGAUCUGGCGGCGCUGUGCACGGAGGCGGCGCUGCAGUGCAUUCGCGAGAAGAUGGACGUGAUCGACCUGGAGGACGACAGCAUCGACGCCGAGGUCCUCAACUCCAUGGCCGUCUCCAACGACCACUUCUCCACCGCGCUCGGCAUCUCCAACCCCUCCGCGCUCAGGGAAACGGUGGUGGAGGUGCCCAACGUCACAUGGAGCGACAUUGGUGGGCUGGACAAUGUCAAGAGGGAGCUGCAGGAGACGGUGCAAUACCCGGUGGAGCACCCGGAGAAGUUUGAGAAGUUUGGCAUGUCGCCCAGCAAGGGCGUGCUGUUCUACGGGCCGCCGGGGUGCGGCAAGACGCUGCUGGCCAAGGCCAUAGCGAACGAGUGCCAGGCCAACUUCAUCAGCGUGAAGGGCCCUGAGCUGCUGACCAUGUGGUUCGGCGAGAGCGAGGCCAACGUGCGCGAGAUCUUUGACAAGGCGCGCCAGUCCGCCCCCUGCGUGCUCUUCUUUGACGAGCUCGACUCCAUCGCCACCCAGCGUGGCAGCAGUGUGGGCGAUGCGGGAGGGGCAGCGGACCGGGUGUUGAACCAGCUGCUGACGGAGAUGGACGGCAUGAACGCGAAGAAGACGGUGUUCAUCAUCGGCGCCACCAACCGCCCCGACAUCAUCGACCCCGCGCUGCUGCGCCCGGGCCGCCUCGACCAGCUCAUCUACAUCCCGCUGCCCGAUGAGGCCUCGCGCCUCAAGAUCUUUGAGGCUGUGCUGCGCAAGUCCCCCCUCGCCAAGGAGGUUGAGCUCGCUGCUCUCGCGCGCUACACGCAUGGGUUUAGUGGCGCUGACAUCACGGAGAUUUGCCAGCGCGCCUGCAAAUAUGCCAUCCGGGAAAACAUUGAGAAGGACAUAGAGAGGGAGAAGCGGCGGGCGGCCAACCCGGAUUCGAUGGAGGAGGAUGAGGCGGAUGAGGUGGCUGAGAUCACAGCAGCGCACUUUGAGGAGGCCAUGAAGUUUGCCCGCCGCUCCGUCAGUGACGCUGACAUCCGCAAGUACCAGGCCUUUGCACAGACCCUGCAGCAGUCACGUGGCUUUGGAUCGGACUUCCGCUUCCCCGACAGACCCGCGUCCGCUCUCCGCGCGACUGCCGGAAGCCGCAACUCCGCGCAGCGGGUGCGACUGUACAGCGGGGCGGCGACGGCAGGCAUGGCGGCGAGCGGGCAGCACUCGCGGUGGGCGGCGGUGGGCGCGUGGGCGGGCAAUGUGGGGAGCUCGGUGGCGCUGGUGAUGGUGAACAAGGUCAUCAUGUCCCGAUACGCCUUCCACUUCGCAACGACGCUGACGGCGCUGCACUUCGCCAUGACGGGCCUAGUGGGCUGGCUGGGAGGCAGCGCUCGCAAGGGCGCGCCCAGUGUGCCGCUGGGGGAGCUGCUGGCGUUCAGCGUUGUAGCGAAUGCGUCUAUAGUGGGGAUGAACUUCAGCCUCAUGCUCAACACCGUUGGGUUCUACCAAAUAGCGAAGCUGAGUGUGCUGCCGACGGUGUGUGUGCUGGAGUGGGCGCUGCAUGGCCGGCACUACUCGCGCUCGGUGCUGGGCGCCAUCAUGCUCGUGCUGGCGGGCGUGGCGGUCUGCACCGUCACUGACGUCUCCAUCCGCCCCACCGGCCUCGCUGUCGCUGCUCUUGCUGUCGCAGCCACGGCCCUCCAACAAGUGGGCAUCGCCAUGCUGCACUCACGGCACGCCAUCAACUCCAUGAGCCUGCUCUCCCUCACCGCGCCCACCCAAGCGGCGUCACUACUGCUACUAGGCCCCUCCACAGACUCGCUGCUGCUGGGAGGCCAGUCCCUGUGGCGCUCUCACUUCAGCACAGCUGCCUGGGCGUUCGUGCUGCUGUCGUGUGUGCUCGCCAUCUUCUGCAACCUCACCCAGUACCUCUGCAUCAACAUACUCUCUCCCACCUCCUUCCAGGUGCUAGGCAACAUGAAGACGGUGCUGGUGCUGGUGCUGGGGUGGAUGCUCUUUGACUCCUCCCUCUCGCCCGCUAACAUGGUGGGCAUGGCCAUGGCAGUCUCAGGCAUGGCGCUCUACUCCUACGCUGCCCAUGGCGGGGGGAGUAAAGGGUCAGCAAGAGUAGCCACUGCAGGUGCUGAUGCAUCCACUAAGAAGCACGCCGGUGACGCGCGGCACCAUCUGUGUGACGCGCGGCACCAUCUGUGUGACGCGCGGCGACACCCGAGCGCGGGUCUUGAGAUCAACAUUCGCUACACGGUUCAGAUUCGCAUUUAUUUUGAUUCUUGCAUCGCCAACAGCAGCAACCAGUUUUCCGCUGAACGGAAGACAGUGUACAUCCUCACGUGGAAGUGCGACCGUGUGCAUUGGAGCACGAGAAGAACCAUUGUGUCAGUAGGAUUUAUCCUUGGACACCAUACUACCAAUCACAUUUCGAGUCAAUCUAUGAACAUGAGCAUGCGGAGUUUUGCCAAGCAGAGGAAGAAGCCCAAUCCAUUUUCGAAAGCCGGUCGGUGGGUCAACGAUUUGUGGAGGGCGCUGCUACUGUAA